AGGACUGGAUCCGCCAACAGGAUACACAGACCGGAGUUAGCUUGUCAGAUGCUACUUGCUAAAUUAACUAACUUGUUGGCGAGCGGUGUUUGCAUAGUAGUCGCGCUGGCGUUUAUCGUUAUAACACCGAAGUUAGCUACAACGACAGGGUUUGUCGACAAGCAACUUAGAGGAGCAGGUUGCUGUGUAGCUUAGAUCGCUAAGUCAUUAGCUGGCUGUGGCUAACGCGAAAGGAACCCACAGAGACACCAAUGAUUAGCUGAUCAGACGUAUUAGCAGUCCGUUUCAAGACCUUUUAAAUAGCCUCUUCUUCUUACGCAAAGGAUGUCUAAGCGCCUGCGAAAUAGUGAGGUUUGUGCUGACUGCAGUAUUCCAGAACCUCGCUGGGCCUCAGUGAACAGGGGUGUGUUGAUCUGUGACGAGUGCUGUAGUGUUCAUCGGAGUUUGGGCAGACACAGCUCCCAAGUUCGUCACCUUACGCACACACCAUGGCCCCCUACACAGCUACAAAUGGUUCAGAUGUUAUACAGCAAUGGUGCAAAUUCAAUCUGGGAACACUCUCUACUGGAUCCAGCUUCUGUAAUGAGUGGGAAACGCAAGGCCAACCCUCAGGAUAAACUGCACCCAAACAAAACAGAGUUUAUAAAGGCCAAAUAUCAAAUGCUAGCAUUUGUCCAUCGUAUGCCUUGCCGAGAGGAUGACAGUCUCACAGCCAAGGAUUUAAGCAAGCAACUUCACUCAAGUGUGCGUACUGGGAAUCUUGAGACAUGUUUGAGGCUUCUGUCCCUUGGAGCCCAAGCUAACUUUUUUCACCCAGAAAAGGGAAACACCCCUCUGCAUGUGGCUGCAAAAGCAGGCCAAGUAUCUCAGGCUGAGCUACUAACUGUUUAUGGGGCAGAUCCUGGAGCCCCUGACAGCAGUGGUAAAACUCCCAUUGACUAUGCAAGGCAAGCUGGUCACCAUGAACUGGCUGAUAGACUGGUGGAGAUUCAGUAUGAACUAACUGAUCGACUGGCAUUCUAUCUGUGUGGAAGAAAGCCAGAUCAUAAAAAUGGCCAGCACUUCAUAGUUCCUCAAAUGGCUGACAGCAGCUUAGAUUUAUCAGAACUGGCAAAGGCAGCAAAGAAGAAACUACAGUCUCUCAGCAACCAUUUAUUUGAGGAGCUGGCCAUGGAUGUGUAUGAUGAGGUGGACAGAAGAGAGACAGAUGCAGUAUGGUUGGCUACGCAGAAUCACAGCACCCUGGUGACAGAGACGACUGUGGUUCCUUUCCUUCCUGUGAAUCCAGAGUACUCAUCAACACGAAACCAGGGUCGGCAAAAACUUGCAAGAUUCAAUGCACAUGAAUUUGCAACCCUUGUCAUCGAUAUACUGAGUGAUGCCAAACGCAGACAGCAAGGGAAUUCAAUAGGCAUUCCCAAAGAUAAUGUUGAACUUAUACUGAAAAGUGUGGGUGUUAGACAUGGAAGUGAUGGCCAGGACAAUGACCAGCCUGACUACGAUAGUGUAGCUUCUGAUGAGGAUACAGAUCAAGAGCUGCCUUCAAGCAAAGGAGAUAGGACAAAGAGUCUGGACUCUGACCUGUCAGAUGGACCCAUCACAAUGCAGGAGUAUUUGGAGGUGAAAAAUGCACUCUCUGCAUCUGAAGCCAAGAUCCAGCAACUCAUGAAAGUCAACAGCAACCUGAGCGAUGAGUUGAGGCUGAUGCAGAAAAAGCUGCAAUCUCUGCAAAGCGAGAACACCUCUCUCAGGCGGCAGGUCCCAACCACUAUCUAUCAGGUCCCCAGCGGUUCAGACUACCCUGACCCCUCCAGUCCCUCAGCUCUGAAACGCCGUCAGUCUGCGCGGGCCAGCCGGCCCAUGUCUAUGUAUGAGACUGGCUCAGGUCUGAAGCCCUAUCUCCCUAAGGGGGAAACACCCUACCCAGAGGAGGGUGUCCCCACCCUGCAACCCUUCCCACCUCAUACGGAAAGGGGCGCUUUUGUGACCACUUCUUCAUCCCUCCCCUCAUUUCCAUCUACACUGUCUUGGUCGAAGGAUGAAAGUACUCAAAAGGCUUUAAAGUUGGAGAAACAGAGCAGCAUGCCAGAGAGUGACUACGACAACACAUUCAAUGAUUCAGAAAUGGACGACUCGGGUUUGGGCAGGAGAGGCAGGCUGAGGAGCAGUGGCUGGCUGGGCGAGGGCAGCUCUAUCCCCGAGCUGGAUGAUGUGGAGCUGGAGUCGGACCCCACGCUUCCCAGCACAGAGGACGUCAUUCGCAAAACUGAGCAGAUCACCAAGAAUAUCCAAGAGCUGCUGCGGGCUGCUCAGGAGAACAAACACGAAAGACCGUAUGAGCGUGAAGGUGUGCGUCGGCUCAGGCACAGCCUGGGAUGUUUCAGCACUCUGGUCCCUUGGGCUGAGAAGGCUCCCUCUCCCCUGCAGCCACUCAGCCUCCGGUCCCCCGACCCUACCUCCUGUUUUAUACCGUGCUCAGAACGAAUACAUGUGGCUGUAACAGAAAUGGCAGCCCUCUUUCCCAAGAAGCCACGCUCAGAGACUGUGAGGGGCUCCCUGCGAUUGUUGACCUCUAGUGCCUACCGGCUUCAGAGUGAAUGCAGGAAGGCAGUGCCCUCAGAGGGGACCCCGGGGCCGGACAUGCAGCUGGUCACCCAGCAGGUCAUCCAGUGUGCUUAUGACAUCGCCAAGGCAGCCAAGCAACUUGUCACCAUCACUACAAAGGAGAACAACAACUAACUGUCCUUGCCAUCAGCAACAGCACUUAAGGCCAAUUACAUCUCAGUUUUGUUCUUAUGUUUGUUUGGUUUUUUUUUUUAACAAUUUUCUGUUGUCUUUUUGUAAAUCAAUAUUUGUGGUUAUAUGCAUGCAUUUUUUUUUAUUUAAGGAUGGUAUACGAAAUAUGUAAUAACAUUAAAAGCCAGCAUUGGACAUUGAUUGAAUGUCAUCGACAGAAAGAGUCAUCUGCUUGAAUUUGCACUCAUGCAACAAACUCUACAGUUUGUUCCAAGACUGCCAUUGGUUCUAAACUAAAGUAAUACGUUUACAACAGUUGUCAAGUCAAAUAACCGUUUGGACAUCAUGAACUGACUGGGUGAUCUCUGAAAAGCAAUUGUUUGUUGAACUCAUGUUAGUCUCCCACUGUUAAUAUUCAACUUUGUCAGUGGAUAAUGUAAAUACCUCCCAUUCAGAAAGAAAGGAAUUAAAGUUAAUGCUCUGUGACUAAGUGUACAGUAUUCUCAUCAGAUGAUGACGAUUAACAUGAUCAAAGGCCAAAGCCAGACACGGAUGCUGGGAAAGCCAUGAACAAGCCAUGCCAUGAAUCGCUAUUGCUAACACACUUGAAGCUAAAGGAGCCCCCUUGUUUAUUGCACUGUGUAAGCAUUAGCAACCUAAGAUUAGUCUUUUCAAAAGAAUCUGAUCAUUUUAAUAAACUCCCAUUAAAUGUUGGGAAUUCCAUGAGUGCACAUUUUGUAGCCCUAGUUUGUUGCAUAGAAAAGCUAUUUAUAUGGUUUCUCCACUGUUCAAGUGUAAAACUUUGCAAUGCAUUAAUUGCAGCUAUUUAUUAAUGUAUGCCUAUUAGUAAAGUCAGUGAAUGCAAAUAACACUUGUUCAGGGGCAUAUUUUGUUCUACACCAGCAAGAUAUUGUAUUAAGUUAUGGUUUUGUGUUUUUCUAAGAGGCUAGACACUGCACUGUAAUAUGCAGUCUUGUGUGCUAUAGCAGUGUUGGUGGCGUACUCAUAUUUAGAGCUAAUAAUCAUUUGUCCUAUGUUUUGUGCUCUGUUCUGUUGCUGCUAGAUUUGUAUUUAAUGUGCAACUUAUGGGAUAGAACUGUAGAUAUCUCCUGUAAAAUUGUGCAACCAAACUUUCAUCCUUGCCAUGUGGUUCAGAGUUCAUUGUCAAACUUGAAUACUCAUCAAGGAAAUGUUCCUCUCUGUUCUUAAAUGGAGUCCAGAGAUGUAUGUCAUGCAGAUACAGCUGCAUUGGGGAAAAAUAAUUAUUUUGUAAAUAAACUUAAUUUAUAAUUAUAA
Lampris incognitus (smalleye Pacific opah) is the source of this 4032-nucleotide messenger RNA. It is a transcript of the gene git2a, whose product is annotated as G protein-coupled receptor kinase interacting ArfGAP 2a. The transcript has 21 exons. Lineage: Eukaryota; Metazoa; Chordata; Actinopteri; Lampriformes; Lampridae. Gene Ontology annotation, biological process: brain development; regulation of ARF protein signal transduction. Gene Ontology annotation, molecular function: protein binding; GTPase activator activity. The coding region runs from base 325 to 2739 and encodes 804 amino acids. The record is from RefSeq and is a predicted model, not a curated record.